GUGCACAGGCUGCUAACUAAAGGUUACUUCCAAUAUAAAGAUCUACCCUGCGGUAAAGGAAAGUAUCCGAAGUCCGUAUUCCCUGCUGGGUUCGGUCUUGCAGAUAAUCUUCGCUGGAUCAGAACUCUGGGGAGUACUCAGUACACAAUCUCCAGUGGUUCCUUCCAUCAUCAGUUCGGGUUCCGGUCUGUUUACAGAUACCGGGAGGAGAGAGAUCUCUAUAUGGGGUUUGCUCCCCCUGAGAGCGAGGUUACAGCAUACCAGGGUAAAUAUAAAUCCGUGGAUCAUAUCUUCUAUUCAACACAGCAGGCAAACUGGGACUUUCAAAGUAUCGAUGGAAGAAAGGAAAAGUACUUGAAACUGUUGGGAAAAUGGACUCUCCCCACCGGCUCUGAGAUCUCUAAACUUGGAGGUCUUCCUUCAACUAUUUCUCCGUCCGAUCAUCUUCCUCUAGCAGCCGAUUUUCUUAUCACAGCCAGAUGAUUGUUACGGAAACAAUAUUUAACCCGCAUUUUCGUUCUGAUUUUUUAAACUAUGCUUUGUAAGUGUCUGAUUGUAAUCUCUCUGAUGCACUGUAUAAUUUUUUGUGUUUUGAAAAUCAACCGUUUUUGCAAGUUUUUUUAUCUGAGCUAGGAUCUUUUUGUGUUGGAUGCUAAUAAUACCGAUUGUUUGAUCUCAAUACCACUUCUAAUUUGAAGAUCAAUGAUUACUCUCUUCAUUUUAGUUAAUCUACCAGGGAACGAUUACCAUGCGGGAUAUAGAAUAAAGAUUAAAUUAAUCUGCAGAUUAAGAAAAGAUCGAGAUCAAGUCUAUGUUUAUGUUAGGAUAAAUCUUGUCUAAAUGAAUUUCUCGACACAAUAAGACCUCUGCAUAUAUUUUUUUUCUAAAAUUGCACAAAUAGUCGAGUUAAGUAGACUGAGAAGAUAAGCACUUGUCAGUUUUAUCAGUAUUUUGAAUAAUUUGUUACCCAAAUAUUUCAGAACAGAAAUGUAGUGUAAGUUUUCUCAGCGGCGAUCUAUUUUUCAAUAGUUCUCAUGUUCCUUUCACCCAGAAGUUUAUUUAGUUUUAGAAUAGUUUAUUUAUCGCCAAUGAAUCGAAAAAAAUCUUGUAAAUCUCCUAACGAAAAAUGUGCAGCCAAGGCCAGUAGCGAGACUGAUCCUGAUUUUGAAGUUUGGAAGUAUCUGGAGUCAGGAGAAAGUUUCUCUCAUUCCACGAAGAAGAAAAGACUAGAAAACGCGCGAAAAUUUUUGAAAAUGUCACAAGUUCAGAAGAUAGGUGAUGCUGGACGGCGGCGGAACCAGUUUACAGAAACAGAAUUAAAAAGUGUUAACUUGGAUGAAAUCCAACUUCCGCCCUCCUCACAAGCUGAGGUAGCGGUAAAUAAAGCUGGCUCAAGUCGGCGACGAGGCACUGGGUAUAAUAUACCACCACCACCUCUCCCCCCUCACAAGCCGGAUCCACCUCCACCAAACUACAAUCAGUUCUUCAGAAGAGUAAGUGAGAAAGUGGAUUUAAAGUACCGGGACGGGAACAAGCAUUUACACUUUGUUAAAACAGAAACUCGGACUAGUGUGAUGUCGGUAAAAGAAGAAUCUGGCCGGGAACUGAACAGGUUGGAGAAAGUGCGAGAAUGGAUUCCAGCAAGUAAUAUGACAUCACAGAAUAAUAAGGGAACUGGUUUGAGGUUCAGGUUCCUCUCCUACAACGUGUUAGCUCAGCAACUUCUGGAGAUGAACCAUCAACUAUACAAAGGGAUGAAUCCUGUCCAUCUAGCUUGGGAGAACCGUUGGCGAGAUAUUCAAAGAGAAAUUCGACAAUAUUCUCCCCAUAUUGUUUGUCUGCAGGAAGUACAGUUCCAGAAACCGAAUCAUUUCCGAAGCCACUACCUUCCUUUCUUCGAGCAACUAGGAUACAGGGCAGUGUUUAAGAGUAGAACAGGAGAUAAGAAGGAUGGUUGCGCAAUAUUCUAUAAGUUGGAUAUGUUUAAAUUAGAUCAAUAUUCUCUGGUUGAAUACUUGAUACCAAGAGUCCCGGUUCUGGACAGGGAUAAUAUUGGAGUAGUUUGUCGUCUAAUCCCUCGUGGUAGAACAGAUAUUCCUCCUCUAGUUGUUGGAACUACACAUCUUCUAUUCAACAAGAAGAGGACGGAUAUCAGGCUAGCACAGAUAGGUGUAUUCCUGGCAGAAGUUGACCGGUUGAGUUUCUGCGCUGGAGAAUACUGUCCUGUCAUUAUAUGCGGGGAUUUUAACGAUUCAACAACAUCUGAAGUUUAUCAACUUAUUAACAAUGGGUAUAUUGAGUACCAGGGUGCACCUAGAGGAGGUGGUGUGAUGCCUAGUCAACUAGUUCCUCCUUCCAUCGGUCUCACAGAUACAUGUCAGUGGGAGCAAGUAUUACAGGGAAGAAAUGAAAUACCUGGAUACGGGUCCGGUAAAUUCUCUCAUAGGUUCUCCUUCCACUCUGUAUAUUCGGACUGGGAGCAACAUGAUUCAUCUAAUAGAGUGGUGAGUACUAAUCAUGGGGACUGGACUAUUGUAGAUUUUAUUUUCUACACAAACUUGAAUAGAAGAGGUUCUUUAAACCUAGUCUCCAGGUUGCUCCUCCCAAGGUCCAAGGAUAUGGAGAGUAUAGGACGAAUUCCUUCAGAUAUUUGUCCAUCAGAUCAUUUUCCUCUUCUAGCAGAUUUCAUCCUUGGUUCAUAAACAUUAACCUCAAGUAUUCUGUUGAGAAACAAAUUAUUUAGUUUUUUUGGAAAAUAUAUUUAAAUUUAGAGAA
Molecule: messenger RNA, 2775 nt
Organism: Eurytemora carolleeae
Lineage: Eukaryota; Metazoa; Arthropoda; Copepoda; Calanoida; Temoridae
Product: protein angel homolog 2
Exons: 11
Coding region: 1035-2702 (555 amino acids)
Molecular function (GO): 3'-5'-RNA exonuclease activity
Source: RefSeq, a predicted model, not a curated record